Messenger RNA from Macrobrachium nipponense, 6218 nucleotides. Its product is annotated as mucin-2-like. Gene Ontology annotation, cellular component: synapse; cell surface; postsynaptic membrane. Lineage: Eukaryota; Metazoa; Arthropoda; Malacostraca; Decapoda; Palaemonidae. The record is from RefSeq and is a predicted model, not a curated record. Gene Ontology annotation, molecular function: cholinesterase activity; neurexin family protein binding; signaling receptor activity. Gene Ontology annotation, biological process: postsynaptic membrane assembly; neuron cell-cell adhesion; modulation of chemical synaptic transmission.
CGGAAGGAGAGUCUGGAAUGGGAUACCCUGUCCUCGUGUACAUCCACGGAGAAUCCUACGAGUGGAACAGUGGCAAUCCCUACGAUGGGUCCGUCCUAGCAUCCUAUGGCAGGGUGGUCGUGGUCACUGUCAAUUUUCGCCUUGGUGUCCUAGGUUUCCUCCGCCCCGGCCCACAGUCCAGACUGAGCAACUUCGGCCUUCUUGACCAGAUUGCUGCCCUCCACUGGGUCAAGGAGAACAUCGUUCACUUCGGCGGCAACCCCGACAGCGUCACCAUCUUCGGUCACGGCACUGGGUCUGCCCUCGUCAACCUCCUCCUCGUUUCGCCAGUGGCACAGGCGUCGAAAGGACUCUUCCAUCGUGCAAUAUUAAUGAGUGGAUCGGCUCUCAGUCGAUGGGCACUAACAUGGGACCCGUUCAAGUAUACAAUUCAGAUAGCGAAGGCUGUCAACUGUCCCCUGAGCGACAGGGGCGAGGAGAUGGUAAACUGCCUCAGGAGGAAAUCUGUGGAAGAACUCCUUGACGUGAAGCUCCAGACUCCGCCCUUCACGACGCCCCUAGGACCCAUUAUUGAUAACCUCAUCGUCAAGACGGAUCCCUUUAGAUCCAUGUCCCAGGAUACGAGUAUCUUUGGCAAGUACGACCUGCUGUACGGGGUGGCUUUGGCCGAAAGUUACCACGUGCUCAACUCGCACGAAGCCCGCCACGGGAUGCCCACGAAACAGCGAAACAGGCUCCUGAGGGCUUAUAUUUCCCACAACUUCGACCACCAAACCCAGAACAUCUUCGCCUCCGUUGUCAACCAGUACACCCCAUGGGAGGACCAGAUGUCGAUGAACAGCGACGAGGAGGCUCGCGACCAGAUUCUCGAGAUCCUCAGCGACGCCCAAAUCGUGGCUCCUGUGGUUCGGAUGGGCGAGCUGCACUCGGACAUCAACCCCAAGAGUUUUUUCUACUGCUUCACUCAUCAGAGUGUAUACGGAGAUUACCCAGUGAGUCAGGGCACAGUACAUGGCGAGGAGUUACCAUAUAUAUUUGGGGCGCCACUGGUGGGAGGUUUCAAUCACUUCGGCACCAAUUACACUCACGAUGAAGUAUUCCUCUCCGAACUUGUCAUGACAUUGUGGACCAACUUUGCAAAAACAGGAGACCCAAACUUGCCAACUCCUCAAAAUUACACAACACAACCUGAUCUGAGAUGGUUAGAAAAUCUGAAGACAUUGUGGCCCCCAUAUGAGAAGCAGAUCCAACGGUAUCUUCACAUCGAUAUGGACGUUGUGAGUAAGGACCACUAUAGAGCCCAGAAAAUGGCCCUGUGGAACCGCUUGGUUCCUGACCUCAUCUUAUCACGCCCAAUAACUGAAUCUCCUACCGACAUCCCAUGGGCCACACGUCCACCAGUCACAUUUACUUUCGUUCCAACGAUAAAACCAUCAAUGCCUAUUCCAUUCACUGAUUUCCCAACGAUUCGUCCAGCACCCCCAAAACCAAAACCUUCAAUGAAGUCACCCCCGAGAAUAUACACACUUGAUGGAACCAUGCCUCCUGAUACAGAACCAUCACCAACACCACCAACAUAUGCUGGAACUCCUAUUAGCAUUGUUAUUCUUGUGGGUAUAUGCAUCUUGUUUAUCAACUGUUGUGCUAUGGGAGUAGUCUAUUAUCAGCGUGAUAAAAUUAAAUAUCAGUCAAACCUUCUAAAGAAAACUUUUUUCUCAAGGAAAACUGAUGAUUCAGAAGAAAGGGUAUCCGAUGCACCAUCAUCCAGUGCAAUGAAGGAAAGAAAGCACAGGAAAAAGGAAAAUAAAAGUGACUAUGAAGUCAGUGAUGAAAUUCAUUCUGAAUCAGGAUCAAGGGCAUCUGGUGUUUCUAGAACAUCUGGUGUAUCAAAGGAGUCAGCUUCAAGAAGAAAGCAUUCACAGUCUACUCAAGAGUCAUCAUCGAAGCAAGAGACACCUAAAAGUUCAUUGAAAAGUAAGAGCUCAAAGGAUGGGCAUAAAAGGCACAAAAGUGAAAACUCCAUAUACAGUGAAAUAGGAAGAACAGCUGAAGUUCAUGUACAUGCAGAAGCUUCAGGACCGUUCAAGUCCAGCCUUCGUAAAAAUCCAUCUGUUAAGUUCAAUACCAUAGGUGGAGGCUUACCACCCAAGUCUGUUACCAAGAGUACUACUUCUAUAACUUCAAAAGCUUCUAUUAGGAGUAAUGUUUCACGUGCAUCUGUUAAAAGUACCACAUCUCGGUCUUCUGUUAAGAGUUCAACUUCAGAGAAACGCCUGAAGAAAAAUGCAAGUUGUCAGAGCCUGCCUACUGCAGAGUAUUCUUGGGGUAUAACCCCUGAAAUGACAAUGACUCAGCGUGAUGAUCCUGAAGGUAGAGAUGACCAGCGAUCACCAGUUGAUCGUCAGCAAACACUUGCCACAAUGCAGAAGCUCCACUGUCCAAAAGUUUUACCAGAUCAUCCAGAUGGCAUUCACUCUGCAACUUUACCAAAGAUGAGACCACCACCACCACCACGUUCAACCUCCCUAACUGCUAAAGACCUGCAAGAGUUAGAAGAAAAUGUUCAUGUAGUAUAUAGAAAGAAACGAACACCCCGAAGAGAUGCAUCAACAGACUCUUGUGAUUUAAGUGGCAUGGAUAACAUUUAUGGAAUGGGUGUAGAUAAUGUGCCAGCUUCAAUGUAUGGAGCCCCUGCAACAACAGCUACCGUAAAUAGAGUAAGAACACGAAAAAGUGAUGGAGCUGCUGAUUAUGGAAGAACAGGAUCAACUACAGAAUAUAUUAGAUCAGCAAAAUCAGCAGACUAUGGUCGCCAAAUAGCAUCUCCUGAAUAUGGCAGAAUGGGAGGAAGUGGCAGUUACACUCAUCAGGGUACAGGACCAGCAUACUCUGGGUACAUGCCUUAUGAAUCCUCAUAUGCAUGUAAAGAGAGCAGUAAUCCUUCAGCUCCCAGAACCCCUACUACCCCAACAGCUGCUGAUGAAACAAAAACUUUUGCCUCAUACAGUGGUGGGCUACGAACUCCUAGGGGGCCCCUAGCUACUUUCGGUAAAACAACCACUCAUUCUCCUACGAAUGAAAAUGUGCAGGAACAACCACGUCCCCAUCCUGCCAACAAUAGUACCAGCACUUCUCCUCCAGUUCCAAAUACUGCUGCAGUAGUUACUGCAGCUGCCCAGACUGCUUUAGCUACAGUAACUGCACCAGCCUUUGUAGGUGCAAGCAGUCCAGGAAAAUCAGGGGCAUCAUGCAGUACAUCCCCAGCAGCACUUAGUCAUUCAGCUGUUUUUCAUCAAGAAUCUGCCUCCAGUUCAGAUACAGCCACUGUUUAUGAACAGAGUGAAAAUACAGGCACUAUUAAAAGAAGGAAAUCUGUUAAGAAAGACAAUGAGGUUAAAACUGUAGUCAUUCAUGAACCAUUUGAUAAACCAUAUGACAAGCCUCUGAAAGGUGUAUUAAAACAAACAUCAGCCUAUGACAAACCUAAGCCUAUGAUGGCAAAGGCACCUGGUGCAUCUCCCAGUGCAUCUGCUUCAAGUCUUAGUAGUGCUACUAGUACAGAUGUAGGAAGUGGAGCAAGUGGUAAUAAUGAAGUAGUAGUGCAAGGGAUUCUGCAAAAGACAUCAUCUCUGAAAAGGAGUAAUGUACGUCCUGCAACACCGGGCACCAAACACAAAACUAAACACGACAAUCACACAUCUACUACGGUAGCACAUGUUAAAUUACCAGAGUGAAUGACUGUUGUAUUUUUUAAGGAAUUUAGAUCACUGCGAGGUGAAUCUCGCAAAACUGUUUCAUUGAAGAGGUAUUCCUCUAAGAAGAAGAAAUUGAGCUAUUUUAUUACACAUGCUACUCAUUACUGCGUUCUUGAAAUAAGAGGGCAAAUACUCAGGACAAAGCUUUCAUGACAAUUGCUCCCUUGACAUUUAGAUAGUGGCAGCAAUGUCAGACCCUGUUUUCUUACCAAAUAGUUAUUACAUUUUCCAUAUGGACUUGUUUCACUGACAGACUCAGAGAAUAUUGCUUGUGUGUUGUCAUUUUUAUAUCUAGGGGGAUAUACCUUCAUAAAUUCUUAGUUUUCUUAAAAGCACAAUAUUUGUAAGAUUAUGAAAUGUAUGUUGGAAAAUAUUAGCAUCUCUUGUUUUGUACAAGACAUACUUCUCGCCUAUCUUUUUCUUUUUGUACAUUACAUUAUACUUUCACCUCAAAUCAUUAACCAAUGAACUCUACUGCAUUCUUGUACAAUGACAUUGAUUUAUCUGCCUAGUAGUAUUUAUUUCAAAGCAUAUAUGUAGUAAUUUUAAAGUAUUUAAAACAACACUAUGGUCCAACCAUAUUUUUACUUUGAAAAAUUAAGGUAUGCAGGUUUCAUGAUUUUGAUUUUGCAAGCCAUAUGCUUUGGAACUGUUAUGCAAAACUUAAAAGCAGGUUAAGGAUUACUGGAUUACUUGCCUUCGGAAUGCAGUAUGACUUAUCAUGAACCUAAACAAUAUACCUUGUAAUGAUAAAAUCAAUCAAAAUACCUCAGGAAUUAUUUUCAUUUUAUUUGUACGAGGUUCUUGUUCAAUGGUAAUGACUCAUUUUUGUAAUCCAGAUUCACCUUUUUUAAGGAACAUUCAGCUCUGAAUUAAAGUACGUAUUAAGCAAUUUUUUAUUCACCCAGAGCGGUUAUAAACUUGUUCUAAAUUGUUUAUUCAUUUUCAGUCUGUUAAAACAGUAGUAAUGAAAUUGAUUUAAUUGAAUCUUGUUUUCAUACUUAGGGUAAGAUGGUAUUGAAAAUCAGUUAAUUUGUUAAUUUGAUAUUAGCAAUUGCAUUAAAAUCAGUACUGGAUCUUACAUCAAUAAUUUUAUUGGAUUUUACUUUAAAGUCUAAGAAAAAAACUGUAGUAUACAGUAUGUUUUCUAUGUAUGUACUGUACAAAUACAGUAAAAACUUCGAGAGACAUUCUUGUUUGUUUAUGAAAGGAUAUCCUUUAGGUAUGAUGGACAUUGUUUGUUUAUGAAAGGAUAUCCUAUAGGCAAGAUGGUAAUGAAAGUGUAUUUUUGCAAUUUUUAUUAAACCACAUAGAUUUUUGCCAUUAGGUUAAGAAACUUUGUAAUGUUAGUUCCUAUGUGAGUUAAUUUAGGGAAUCCAAACAGUGACUUGUAAAUAUUUGUUAAGCAACUAAAGUUGCUAAGCAGUGGAAGAAAUAAGUACGUAUCAGUAUUUUCACAUUAAUUUGUAGGGGGCUUUCUACAGACUGAGAAGAAAGGAGACCCUUGUUAUUGUAUUAUUUUAGUGUAAUUAUGUCGAACUAACAAAAAAAGUUCAUUGAAUAAGCAUUCCCCACAGUACUAGAUGUUAUAUGAAAAAGAUCUUGUAAAUGUUUUGUGUAUUUUUGUGGUUUUAUGUAAAAGGUUUUCCAAAAGCUUGACUGAUUUGCACCAUGAAUUAGUCAAGAAUAUAUAUAGUUUCCAAGAUCUCAUUAAAUAAUUUGGAAAGUCCAGAGGGUUAUUAUGUAUUCAUAAUGACUGUUACUCUUAAGGAUCAGAUCUGUAGAACUAGCCAGCCUCUUUUGCUGUAGUUAGGAUUGCUUCACUGAAUAACAUUCACGUCGGUAAUUAUUUUUUUAGAGCGCCUUAGAACUGUUACUUGUACUCUGCCAGCUUACCAUGCAGUGGUUGUAUGGAGAAAUAUCUGAAAAGUAAUUAUCGGAUAACAUUUGGGGACAAUUUUUUUUCAUCUUGUUUCACAAUGAAAUGAUUUUAUAUAUAAUAAUACUCAAAUAUUUAGGUAGCACAGAGGUCUUACAAUUGAGUAACUAUGCACAAAAGGUUUUUAAUUCAGUGUUUAAGCCCUCAGCUCUCAAGUGUAAUGAUUUAAAAUGCUCCUACUGAACCCUAUGUUUACACUUUUAAGGUAAAGAGUAUUUUGUCUGUUAUUAAGUUCUUUGUUAGUGUAAUAAGAAUGAACCUGAUACAAUAUUUGUAUACUCCUUUUUAAAGUUGAGACUGCAAUUCCUUUCCUUUGGCUAAUAUACAAAAUUUUUAUGCCAGUCUAUCACCAAUUUAUUAAACUAUGAACACCUGAUACUAGUGUACUUUAAAAUCAAUAUAAUUUGUCUUAUACAAAGUAAAAAUUGUUGCAUAGGUUCAGAUGACUGUGUACAAGUCAACUGCACAAUGAUAAUGAUAGACCUUCAAACAAGAACACCAAAUAAAAUCAAAGAAUAUUAUAA